UGAGUGGUUGACAUCAUCAGGCUGAGCGUUGAAUUACAACAAAUGGGGACUUACUUGGCCGGAGACGUGGGAAACACCCACUAAAACCUCGAAGUGCAUUUUAUUUAGGAGACACAGAGAGAGUGAAAGGGUAAGAGAGAAUCCUGCUUGGUCUGCUCCAAAGGAGGGUUAUCCUCAAAAGGGAGGCGUUUUGAAUCCUGGUUUCUUAAAUUCUACCUUCACCUCUGACUGAGGACCCCUGGACUUUGAAGAAACUCUUUGCUCUUAAUUUCCACACUGAUUUGUCAACAGUGGAAAAUCUGAAGAGAUGCGAGCAGGAAGAAGAGACUAAACCAGGCCUGAAGAACGAUGCGACAGGCAUGAUGGAGGUCGAGUCCUCCUACUCGGACUUCAUCUCUUGUGACCGGACAGGCCGUCGGAAUGCGGUCCCUGACAUCCAGGGAGACUCGGAGGCCGUGAGUGUGAGGAAGCUGGCUGGAGACAUGGGCGAGCUGGCACUGGAGGGGGCAGAAGGACAGGCGGAGGCAGGUGCCCCAGACAAGGAGGCUAGCAACCAGCCUGAGAGCAGUGACGGGACCACCUCAUCUUGAGUCUGACCUUGCCCAAGGAGGCUGGAAGAGAGACCUGCUGUCCCCACCUGGACAGGGAGUCCUGGCACUGGCCCGACAGCCUCUUCUGAGCCCCGUGUUCCAGCCAAGCAAGGUCAGACUGAGGCACCCCCAGAGGCCCUCACCCUGGGAAGGCCCUCUGCCCAUACCCACAGGCUCCACGCUACCACCUCCUCACCGUGCCCAGGUACACUUUUAAGACACUAUAACCACAGGAUGUUAUUUAUUCAUUGGGCACUGAGACUCAGGGGCUGGGUCCUGCUCACCUGGGUGAGCAGCCCCCCACGGCAGCUCCUCUCCUAGGCGACCUGGGCAGGGACCAUGUCCCAGUUCUGCCCCCUCGUCUCCAAAACCAACCGUCUAGGUCAAGACCUUCUGAUCUGAUCCCUUUUUAAAAAAAGAAACUUUAAAAAAUUAUAAACCUUUUUCAGCAGAGAGGGAAGGAGCUGACAAUUCACUUUUUUGUGAAAGCCAUUUUAAUCUAAAUUCUGCGCGUCUACGCAGCUCUGAGGUUCCCUCUUGGAGCUUUACAGAUCCAGUUUUAGGGAAGGGAUUUUUGUGCUCAAAACUACCUGAUCAACUCUGUCCUUCCUUUCUACCAAGAUAAAUAACACCUGGGACCCAGGAAAUAAAUGCUGGUGAUUUGUGUGA
This is a messenger RNA of Eptesicus fuscus (big brown bat), 1259 nucleotides long. It is a transcript of the gene PKIG, whose product is annotated as cAMP-dependent protein kinase inhibitor gamma. Gene Ontology annotation, biological process: negative regulation of cAMP-dependent protein kinase activity. NCBI's taxonomy places the organism in Eukaryota, Metazoa, Chordata, Mammalia, Chiroptera, Vespertilionidae. Gene Ontology annotation, cellular component: nucleus; cytoplasm. Gene Ontology annotation, molecular function: cAMP-dependent protein kinase inhibitor activity. The record is from RefSeq and is a predicted model, not a curated record. The transcript is spliced from 4 exons. Bases 360 to 590 code for a protein of 76 amino acids.